Messenger RNA from Fibroporia radiculosa, 1554 nucleotides. RefSeq lists its product as uncharacterized. The transcript has 12 exons. Gene Ontology annotation, molecular function: flavin adenine dinucleotide binding; acyl-CoA dehydrogenase activity. NCBI's taxonomy places the organism in Eukaryota, Fungi, Basidiomycota, Agaricomycetes, Polyporales, Fibroporiaceae. The record is from RefSeq and is a predicted model, not a curated record. Bases 1 to 1554 code for a protein of 517 amino acids.
AUGUCUGCCGCACAGCUCAAGACUUAUACUCUGCAGGAGGUAGCGCAGCAUAACAGGGAGGGAGACGUUUGGAUCGUUAUUGAUUCAAAAGUUUACAACAUCUCAAAAUUUGCUGACUUGCAUCCGGGAGGUACAGGUAUUCUCUUGACGGAUUCAGUAGCUGGGAAAGAUGCCACCCAGGCGUUCUAUGGUCUGCACCGACACGAAGUGCUACUUCGACCUCAGUAUGCCCGCCUACAGAUUGGGACCAUUACGGGCGAAGAGCCAUUGUACAAAUCUCAAACGGUGGGCGAACCCUCUAAUGUUCCGUACGCGGAGCCAUCAUGGCUCGCCAAAGGAUUUUUCAGCGCUUAUUACAAUGAAAGCCACAAGAGAUUUCAAAGAGCAAUGCGUAAAUUCGCAAUGGAGGUGGUUUACCCGAACGCUGUAGAGUGUGAAGAUAACGGAAAGCGUAUGUCGCCGGAUGUACUGCAGAAACUGUGCGAAAUGAAUAUCCCGGCUAUGCGCAUUGGUCCGGGAAAGCACCUUAAGGGACGUAGCUUACUUGGUGGUAUCGUUGCACCCGAAGAAUUCGACCACUUUCAUGAGCUAAUCGUCAACUUUGAGCUCUCCCGGUUCGGUACCAGAGCGUACUUGGAUGGCUUAUUAGCCGGAGAAGUCAUUGGUCUCCCUCCUAUUCUCAAUUUCGGUUCGCCCGAGCUACAGGCAAAGAUUGUUCCCGAAGUUCUUGAUGGCAAGAAAAUUAUAUGCCUAGCUAUCAGCGAAGCGUUCGCCGGUAGCGACGUUGCAGGAUUACAAACCACUGCUGUACUGGAGGGAAACGAGUGGGUAAUUACUGGAUCGAAGAAAUGGAUUACCAAUGGUGUAUUUGCUGAUUACUUCACUGUCGGCUGCCGAAGCAAGGACGGCUAUGUGGUCAUCCUUGUACCGCGAUCUGACAAUGUUUCAACAAAGGCGAUCAAGACGGCCUACUCAUCCACCGCGGGAACGGCUUACGUCACAUUUGAGAAGACGCGUGUACCCGUUGCUAACACGCUCGGUAAAGUCGGCCAGGGCUUGCAGGUCAUUCUUAGUAAUUUCAACCAUGAACGAUGGAUGAUUAUUUGUACGAGCCUUAGCGCUCAGCGGAUGGUUGUUGAAGAAUGCUUAAAAUGGGUCAAUCAGCGCAUGGUGUUUGGAAAACCACUCAGCUCUCAGGCAGUAGUGCGGUCAAAGUUGGCCAACAUGAUCGCACGAGUAGAGGCUUGCCAGAAUUGGCUAGAGUCGGUAACACAUCAGAUGAACAAUAUGUCAUAUGAAGACCAGUCUGACAAAUUGGCAGGACAGAUCGGACUGUUGAAACAAUUUGUCACCCGCGCUGGCCGGGAAACCGCGGAGGAUGCAACUCAGCUAUUUGGAGGGCGGUCAAUCACCGCAGGUGGUAUGGGUAAAUUGAUUGAGAACUACCACCGCACAUCGCCCUACGAUGCCAUCCUUGGCGGCCAGGAAGACGUCAUGGGAGACCUAGGGGUGAGACAGGCUUUGAAGAAGAUGCCGAAGGAUGCGAGGCUGUAA